UCCGAGGUUCCAGGCUGGAUCCGGAGGCGCCGAAUGCGAGGGAAAUGUCAAGAAGUCGAUUGCUGUAGUGCUGAGCUGAAAUAAAGAGGCGGCCAUUUUUGAAACCAAAAUGGCGGCGGAGAGUUUUGCCGAGGCUUUGCAGAGACUGAAGGAGAUUCAUGACAAGGAGGUGCUGGGUAUGCAGGCAAAACUUUCAGAUCUGACAAUGGAAAAGUGCCGUGACGCACAGAGAAUCGAGGAGCUGUUUUCCAAGAACCACCUACUGCGGGAACAGCACAAGGUCCUCAAUGAAAAUAUCAAAGUGCUGGAGAACAGGUUGAGGGCCGGAUUGUGUGACCGAUGCACAGUAACACAGGAGUUGGCCAAAAAGAAACAACAGGAGUUCGAGAGUUCCCACUUACACAGCCUGCAGCAGAUCUCUGGCCUCACCAAUGAAAUGAAAAGUUUAAAGGAAGAAAACCGAUCCCUUCUGGAGGAGCUGAAGAAGCAACAGUGUUUGGACAACAAACACCACCAAGCCUUUUCCCCAGAAAUCAAGGCCGGGCCGGACUCCCCGCGAACGCUGUCGGCCUCCAUAAGUCAGAGGAACGGAGUGGAGAAAUCAAGUAGAGAGGAAGAGUCACCGGAGCGCGCGUCUGAUCCUCAGGUUUCAGAAGAGAAAUAUCCUGUGGCGGCCAAACUCUCUCCGGGAGGAAAGACACCACACAUCCUAGGUCCUGAGACUCACAUCCAGGAGAACCACAUUCCCAUGGCACAGAAGAUAUACCUAAGCUCACUGAACCAGCAGAAAAUCUCCAAUCAGCUUCACGGGACCAUCGCGGUGCUGAGACCGGGUUUCCGGAGCGGACGUGCUGGAAUACCAUCCUCCCUUAAUAAACGGGCUUCAAGCAAUGAAAUGUUUCCCAAGGCAAGUGGUGUGGAUCCCAAUGAUGCCUCAUCACAGCUUGACUCUCUAAAACAUAUCCCAGAAGAGCAAAUGUGUUUCCUGCGACAACAUCUGGCACAAAGGCGGCUCGGCCCACAAGCUCCUGUAGCCAUGGGAGAUGGACGCUGUAUUCUAACCAAAGGCCAAGACACAGAGGCCACCAGGAAAGUUCCCCAAGAUGAUUGGGAUGAGAGGGUAGCGAUGGCCGAGCUCCAUGGUGCUAUGAUGUUCCUGAGAGACCGUGGGUUUAGAGGAAGGGUGUUACACCCAGACCAGAGAGACAGGCUUAAUUACAUUCUGACCAGACAACACCAAGGACAGAGGUCACCAAAAUCCCCAGGUGAUGUUCCAGCUUCUCAACGAAGAGACAGCAUUGAUGAAGGAGAGCUGUCGCUGCUCCAUAUGCUUAGCGCUCGCUGGAAGAACAAGCAGCAUGAAAGCCAGACUGAGGAGAAGGAACCGGAUAUGAAAGAGCCAAAGUACGAAGUACCCGAGAAGAGGCAACAAGACGAGCCAACGCCAGAUAAGCCCCUCGAUCUAUCUGAUGCCAGGCGAGGGCAGCCAAGCUACUGGCCGGGCAGCCAAAGAGAACAGAGAGGGCCACACGAAGGGUAUAGCACAAGCCCAACUUUCACAAAUAACUUCUCUCCUCAAGCCGCGAAUACUGAUGUAAGGGGCUCAGAAGAGAGCAGGUUGUUGGGGAGUCUAGUGAAGGAAGAAAACGCUUGCAACGAGGAGGAAGUCACCAAAGAUAUGAAAAGGAAUUCUUCCCCUUCCGCCGACAAAGAAAGAGACGGAAUAUCUGGCAAAAGAUCGACACGGGGGCAUAAAAGAGAAAGAUCUCUGGAAACAGAUUUGGAGGAAGAGGAGGACCUGGAGAAGGACGAGCAGUCGCCCCAAAUGGAUUUCAAUGAGAUGGAAACAUCUGACAGUGAGCCUGAAACAGAAAGCACCCACCUUGCUCUAAAUGAGGGGCAGCGGGACGGCUUCAUCAAGGACAGGAUUAUCCGAAAACACAAAUGGACCAAGAAGGGGCAUCAAGGGGCAGUGUCAAGCAAAUAUAUGAAAAGGAAGAAGAAAGCUCUUCUAACAGAGAGUGACGCUUCCCAAGAAUAAGCCUAUUAUUCAUAAGGAAGAGCAUUAAAGAUACCUCAUGGGCUAAAGGACAGCAUGAAAGAGACCAACUGAUUCAAGCAGGAACACUUACCCUUUAUUUAAGGAGUGGGAACAUAUAAACAGGCCCAGACCAGGCCCUAUGUAUAUAUGAAAUACUGAGCUCUUCUGGUAGUCUCUAAGCCUGUAUAAAGAAAUUAACACAGUGGAUGGGACAUCCAUCAGUGCAAAGUAGAACCUGAACCUGAAUUCUAAUAUGGAUUAAGCGUCCUCACCUGUAAAUAUUCUUCAAUGCAAUUCAAAGUGAGACUUUGGACACCACAGCGCUAUAGUUACAUUUAUCGACUGAGAUCCAUUGAUGGAUUACGUAUGUAAAUGUAUGGAUUCUAUAAGGACCAAUUAGAGAUUCCAAACUCAUGCUUCCGUGUAGAAUCAUGAAUUCUAAUAUUGGGAUGAGUGUGAGCUACCAUAUUGUUUCCCAUAAAUAGUAUGAAACUACCAUUUUA
Molecule: messenger RNA, 2544 nt
Organism: Xenopus tropicalis (tropical clawed frog)
Lineage: Eukaryota; Metazoa; Chordata; Amphibia; Anura; Pipidae
Gene: rbbp8nl
Product: RBBP8 N-terminal like
Source: RefSeq, marked provisional